Molecule: messenger RNA, 636 nt
Organism: Ixodes scapularis (black-legged tick)
Lineage: Eukaryota; Metazoa; Arthropoda; Arachnida; Ixodida; Ixodidae
Product: histone H3
Exons: 1
Coding region: 88-636 (182 amino acids)
Cellular component (GO): nucleosome
Molecular function (GO): DNA binding; protein heterodimerization activity; structural constituent of chromatin
Source: RefSeq, a predicted model, not a curated record
GUUUAGAUCACUUCAAUCGUGAAAUAUUGUCCUAGCGAGCCACGUGCGCUGUCCCUCGCAAGAAACUUGCCCAAAACAGCAUCCAGAAUGAACAAGCUCUCUGAUUGGCCGAGAGGCCUUGUCGGGAAGGAAGUUUCGCCACUCGCGCUGAGGCAGUUGGUCGUCAGGAGUCGAGGUGUGUUGCUGUUUGCUAGCUCUCUCGUUUUAUUGUCCCAACGUUUCGGAAUGGCCCGUACGAAGCAGACCGCCCGCAAGAGCACGGGAGGAAAAGCACCGCGCAAGCAGCUGGCUACGAAGGCCGCCCGGAAGAGUGCUCCUGCAACCGGUGGAGUCAAGAAGCCGCAUCGCUACAGGCCGGGCACGGUCGCGCUGCGUGAGAUUCGUCGUUACCAGAAGUCGACUGAGCUGCUCAUCCGCAAGCUGCCCUUCCAGAGGCUAGUGCGGGAGAUCGCGCAAGAUUUCAAGACGGACCUCCGCUUCCAGAGCUCGGCUGUAAUGGCCCUGCAGGAGGCCAGCGAGGCCUACUUGGUCGGUCUCUUCGAAGACACCAACCUCUGUGCCAUCCACGCCAAGCGGGUAACCAUCAUGCCUAAGGACAUCCAGCUGGCUCGUCGCAUCCGCGGUGAACGCGCUUAA